AGAACUUUUAUCGCGAGAAAAAUCGACGGGUAGAGAUAGAGAGAGAGAGAAACGUUGAGGGAGAGCGGAAGGGAGAUCAGUACAGCGGCUGAACGGAUUAUUUUGAUCGCCGCGGCGAUGUCCGCCUCUCCCUCUCCAACCACCGCCCCCUCACCAACCUCACCUUCGCCACCUUCACCUCCGCCACCGACCUCCGCCACCCCGCCGGCGUCUUCCACUGCCCCUCCACCCUCAAACGCUACCGCUUCCCCUCCUCAGCCGGUCUCCUCUCCUCCGCCCCCGGCUGCCGCAACCCCGCCUAGCUCCUCUUCUCCUCCGCCUCCGACCGCCGCGAUCCCUCCUAGAUCUUCUUCUCCUCCGCCUCCGGCUGCCGCGACCCCGCCUAGCUCUUCUUCUCCGCCGCCUCCGGCAGCUGCGACCCCGCCGAGCUCUUCUCCUCCUCCUCCUCCGGUCACCAAUCCACCAUCUCCCGCGCCUCCAGGAAAGCCCUCUCCGUCGAGCCCAGCUCCACCAGGGGGAUCGUCAUCUUCAAAUAGCCCGCCGAGUUCGCAUGGUUCGUCUCCCUCGCCGCCUUCUUCACAGUCCUCAUCGUCGAGUUCGAAUUCAACGGGGCUUGUGGUAGGGCUGGCUGUGGGUGGAGUGCUGAUUCUGCUGGUUUUGGGUAUUGUUUGUGUCUGCUGCUUUAGAAAGAAGCGUCGCCCGCAGCCUAUUCCGCCAGCGUACCAGCACUAUGGUGCUCCGCCGCCUCCACCACCAGUGAAAGAUCAACCUUAUGGGCUGCAAAAUUAUCAAAAUGCUCCUCCACCAGCUGAUUAUGUUAUGAAAAUGCCUCCAAAUCCACCAGUGCCACCAUUCCCUCCACGCCCUCUACAUCCAACCGCCCAUGUCGGAGGCCUUCCUCCUACACCACCGUUUACGAGCAGUAGUGGGGCUUCUGGAUCGAGUUAUUCUGGCUCUGAAAAUCUACCACUUCAACCAUCACCAGGCCUUGGUCUUGGUUUCUCAAAGAGCACAUUUACAUAUGAAGAAUUGGCAAUGGCAACGGAUGGUUUCUCUGAUGCUAAUCUUCUAGGGCAAGGUGGUUUUGGAUAUGUUCAUCGAGGAAUGCUUCCAAAUGGCAAAGAAGUUGCUGUUAAACAACUGAAGAUUGGUAGUGGGCAAGGCGAGCGUGAGUUCCAGGCAGAGGUUGAAAUCAUCAGCCGUGUUCAUCACAGACAUUUGGUUUCGUUGGUUGGAUAUUGCAUUGCUGAUGGAAAGAGACUUCUUGUUUAUGAAUUCGUUCCAAACAAUACACUGGAGUUCCAUUUGCAUGGUAAGGACCGACCAACUUUGGAAUGGCCAACAAGAUUGAAAAUUGCUCUAGGCUCUGCAAAAGGACUUGCAUAUUUGCAUGAAGACUGUCAUCCUAAGAUUAUUCAUCGUGACAUUAAGGCAUCCAACAUCCUUCUUGAUUUCAAGUUUGACGCAAAGGUUGCAGAUUUUGGCCUUGCAAAAAUUGCAUCGGAGACCAACACCCAUGUCUCUACCAGAGUCAUGGGAACUUUUGGGUAUCUGGCCCCCGAGUAUGCAUCUUCUGGCAAAUUGACAGAUAAAUCAGAUGUUUUCUCUUUUGGAGUCAUGCUUCUUGAGCUAAUCACUGGCCGCCGCCCUGUUGAUUCAAGCCAGUCUUUCAUGGAUGACAGUUUGGUUGAUUGGGCAAGACCUUUACUUACACGAGCUCUUGAUGAUGGCAACUUGGAUGCCCUCACUGAUCCUAAUCUGGGCCAAACAUACAACCCGAUCGAGAUGAGACGAAUGAUUGCUUGUGCUGCUGCCUGCGUUCGCCAUUCCGCAAGGCGAAGGCCGCGGAUGAGUCAGAUUGUUCGGGCCCUGGAAGGAGAUGCAUCUCUUGAGGAUCUGAAUGAAGGAGUUAAACCUGGGCAUAGCAGUGUCUAUGGCUCUCAUGUUAGCUCAGAUUAUGAUGCAAUGCAAUACAAUGAAGAUAUGAAAAAAUUCAGAAAAAUGGCAUUUGCAAGCCAGGGCUAUGAAAGCAGCGUGUACAGUGCACCAACAAGCGAGUAUGGUCAGAUUCCAUCAACUUCCAGCAGCGAAGGCAAAGAAAUGGGUAAUGUGAAGAAGAGCCAAGGUUUUCAGUAACCACAAUUAACCUUUUUCCUGCAUUGUUAAUUGUAAAUUGCAGGAUUUUUUUUUCUCUUUUCUUUGGGUCUUUUAUCUCAUUGAACAUAAUAAUUUUUUUUUAAAAAUUUUAAGUUUGAGAAUUGUUUGAUUUCUUCCAAUGAAUGUGUCUGUAGAGAAAACUAAUAGAUGAUUGUCAAUUCUUUAAUAUUCUUGUCAGGGCCUGUUUGCUUCAGGUCCUUUGAUCUAGUUUCAGUUUUGAUAUGUUCCUUUGUGGCAAAAUUUAUAUAUAUAUACAAACAGUUGGUGUUUAA
This is a messenger RNA of Dendrobium catenatum, 2429 nucleotides long. Its product is annotated as proline-rich receptor-like protein kinase PERK1. The record is from RefSeq and is a predicted model, not a curated record. The transcript is spliced from 8 exons. Gene Ontology annotation, molecular function: ATP binding; protein kinase activity. NCBI's taxonomy places the organism in Eukaryota, Viridiplantae, Streptophyta, Magnoliopsida, Asparagales, Orchidaceae. Gene Ontology annotation, biological process: protein phosphorylation. The coding region runs from base 118 to 2136 and encodes 672 amino acids.